GCUGUCGGUAUCAUGCAUAGCGCGUAUUUUGCAUUCCUUCCAUUCAAGUGAAGUAGAACACAUUGAUUUUCUCAUUUUCAUGUGGAAAAGCAUCUCGAAUGCACAAACAACAUCACGGCAUUGAUACUACCGUGAAAGUUCUCGAUGAAAUCAAAGAGCCCACUUGAAUUUAUCAUCGCGAAAAUGUAAAUGGAAAAAAAAAUUCUCGUGAAGAGGCAAUUUUUUUUUUAAAAAUAAACUCAUUAAAAUUCAUCAAACGGAAAAAAGGGCUUGUGUGUGUAUGCAUAAAAUUCGAUUUAAAAAAUCGAGCACAAAGUGAUUAUUAUGAACGAAGAAAAAAAUAGUGUGUGUAUAUUUCCGGUAAAUUGACCGAGGCUGCAAAAAGUAGCAGCGAAAAAGAUUUCUCGCGAAAAAAAUUCCACCAGAAAAUAAUUAUCAUUAUUAACGGCUCAAUGAGUUAAAUUGAAAAGAAACAAAUUUGCCCGAAUUCCUUUUUGCCUCUCAUCAAGGCAUUUUUCAAUAUAAAUUGAGUGAAAGUAAACCAUCAAACAAAAGGGCAAAAUAAAUGAUUUCGAAACAACAACAAAAUUUUGGCAACUGCACAAUGAACUGAGAAAAACUGGACGACAACAGCAACAAAACCGUGUGGCUGAUUUGUGCAUGGUAUCGAGACUCAAGUUUGUAAUAUUUAAUUUAUUGGCAUGAACUAAAUUGGUUCUGGAUGCAAGGGACACAUAGUCAGUGGCGGAAAAGUGAUGAAUGAUUUUCGAUUCAGAACAUUUGCUGAGACUCAGAGAGUGAGUGCGGCCGAAAAAAAAGCGAAGCCACAGAAAGAGAAAAAAUUAACAAAUCCAAAGAGGAAAUGAAGCGUUUUUUCCGUCGUUUAAUGAAAAACAAACAAAGUAUCACAUAAAACAUUACAGCCAACACAACCGGUGCACUGGGACAAAAAAAAGAGAAACGAACAGAAGUUUGGUAUUGAUCGAUGCUUUUUAGUUAUUUUUUUUUUUUUUUUCGAGUGUUUGAAAUAAAUUCGGUAAUAAAUAUAGGCCAUUUAUCAAAAUCGGAAAAACUGUUUGUGGCGAAUUUUCUGUGCAACUUGAAUGAGACCAAAAUAACAACAACAGCAGCAAAAAGCUAAAUGAAAGCAGCUUGUGAAUGAAUAGUUGAAAGAGAGAACGCUGACAAAGUGAAGGAAUUCGAGAUUUAAAAAAAAACACCAAACGAAUGCGCCAACUGAUACUCAAAAGUAUAAGUUUUUUUCUUUCGCGCGUGUAUAUAUGUGUGUGUCGUAAAUGAAAGGAAGAAUUCCAAGUGUUCCGGGCAUCUUUUUGUGCUACACAGAAACUUUUUCCUUUUUUUUCUAUCCCUCUGCUGUUUAUUAACAAUUUUCAGUUCUCACACUUUAAACAUUUGUCACAGUACACGUUUCCCUCUUCCGUCCCUUUCUCAACAACUGCGAAACACUGCGAGAAUGAACUAAACGUGUGCGCACAGUGGAACACAAUAGCAAAAAAAGAGAAACGAACGAACAGAAGAAAGAAUAAAGAAUAAAAUAGGGAAAAUUGAAAGGAGUAAAGGAAACGCAUCUAAGAGAAAAAGUUAAGAAACAGGCAUUAGCAUUGCUUGAGUAAGAGAAGAGAAAAAAAAAUUCGAACGAAACAAACGGCCAAGCGAACGGCGGCGAAAAUGAAGAAAAUGAAGAAAUGAGAAAGGAGGAAAAAAAAACGUGAAAAACAUGAAAAUAAAACUUUAAAAGCAUGGCUUUGUGCUAUAUUUAAGUGGCACUUUCGCUUGCAGUACACAACACCCAACCGAAUAAUAAUAAUAAAAAAAAGUGCGUGUGUAACGAGAUUCCAUUCUGAAUGCAUUGCAAUGAAUUGAAAGUGUUUCGGAUAAAUAUAACGAACGAAUAGUUGUUUUUUUUUCUCUUUCUUUGCUGUUAACAGCAUCAAAUGCAACGACAAACAACAAAAAAGGACGCAGAGAGAGUGAAUAUUAUGCACAGCAGUUGCAACAGAAGCUGAAUCAGUGAGACAACAACAACUGCGAAAAUGAAAAGCGACGAAGCAAGUAAAAAAUGUGCGAAAUAAGAGGAGAGAGAAAAAAAAACAAACGCUCGUGUAAAAACUAAACUGCCAUUGUUUCAAUUGGUUCUCGGCUUCCGGCUACACCGUCCGAAAGUUUUCUUUCUCGAAUCAAUUUUUCUCUCGGGUGAAUUCGACGACAAUAUUGACGUGUAUAUGUACAUUUUGGUUGUGACUCGUUGUAGUGACACCAACGAAAAAGAAAAACAGAGAAAAUAAACUCAAAUAAAGCUUCGGUGAAGAUAAAAAAAAACUCGCAUUCCACCACCACUUUAUUUCCGUUGUAAAGCAACUUUAUGUGGACAGUUUUUUUUUUCUGUGCUUUACACGCGUUCACUUUUUCCCAUUUGAAUCAAAUCGGAACGGAAUUAGUAUUUGCUUUAGCGGUUGGUUCGUGCUUCAUUUGAGAAAAAAACCCGUCAAUACGUCCAUUGUGGAUUCCAUUUCGGUCGUUGGCGAACUGAGUGAGAAUAGAAAAAAUACUCCAGACUACAACUUGUCAAUGUAAUUAUAUAUGCAUCUGGUAUUUCCGCUGGCGGUUUUUCAAGAGACAUAGUUGAACAGAAAAACACGCACACGCUCAUGUAGCUACAAUCAUUCAGGCCGAGUGUAAUUUGCUUUGUGACAAUUUAGAAAAGAGCCACAAACAACACGAAUCAGAGUAUUCACCUCGAAUACACAUCGCCGCGGCCGCAUGCCAUAAUAACUGUGACGAACAAUUCGUGUAAUGGCAAUUCGUUAAAACAAAUGGACUUCAAAAAGCGAACUUGUCUGGCAAUAAUGAAUACACAAUCCGCGGCUUUUAUGAAUGAAAAUAUGUGCGCACCAUAUAUAAUACCAAAUUAAACAUAAUCUGGACACCAGAUUACCGGACUUUUAAUACACGUGCGAUGACCCGAACCAUACAUUUCUAUUACCGGAAACAAAUAUUUUGCCACCUGAAAAUGUUGGUAAAAUGCUGUAUGCUGCUGUCGCUUUUGCAAUUAGCUUACGGAUUGACAAUGUGCCCGGAUGACUGUGCAUGCAACACCGACAUGAAAGGCCGGCUACAAAUCAUUUGCAAGGGUUUGAAAACGAUACCAGUACAAUCGUUGGAUCCAAGCAUACAAGUUUUAGUGAUAAGCAGUUCGAAAAAUCCGUUAACAAUAAGUCCAAUUUUUAUACCGUUCACCAAAUUAGAAGUCCUACAAAUUAAUGAAGCGAACAUCCAAUCGAUUGGUGUGCAUUCGUUUUGGGGUGUGCAAAGCUUGCGUCUAUUAGAUUUAUCAAGAAACAACAUUAGUACGAUUUUAGCAAAUAAUUUUCGUGGUCAAGAUGGAUUGCACGAGCUCGAUUUAUCAUUCAAUAAAAUCCAAGAGAUAGCCAGCUGGACAUUUCAACAUCUCAAGGAUUUGAGACGCCUGAAUCUGGCUGAGAACUUAAUAGUUGAAUUGGUGCCACGCGUAUUUUACAUGCUUGGCAAACUCAAAUAUUUGAGUUUAAGUGGUAAUCCAUUGAACGAUUUGCCGCCGGAUGUUUUUAAGGAUAUACUGGAACUGAAAGAGCUGCAAUGCCGUAAUUGUAAUAUCAAGAAAAUCAACCCACAAGUUUACAAUCUCUUGCAGCGGUUAGAGUUUCUGGAUCUAGGCGACAAUCAGCUCAAAUACUUGGAAAAAGGUGAAUUCCGGGACUUGAAUCUCAUCAAAAGUAUUAAGCUGGACGGAAAUCAAUUGUCUGUGAUCAUUGACAAUUUAUUCGAAACGCAAAAAUAUUUGGCAUAUUUGGAUUUAUCACGGAAUCGACUGGCCAAAGUAACAAAUGGUGCAUUCGUAAACCUAUCGAAUUUAACAUAUCUGGAUUUGUCCUAUAAUAAGUUAGUAAAAUUAGAGUCAGCCAGUGUGGAGCCGCUGAGAAAAUUGCACACGCUCAACAUCAGUGGGAACAUUCAAAUGGAUCUGUACGACAUACGAGAAGCGUUUCAACUAUUGCAUAAUCUCAAGACAUUAUCAAUAGCCGAUAUGGGGGUGAUUCCGUAUGAAUUAUUGGUGCCAUUAGGACAAUUGAAAGCAUUGAACUUGUCUGGCAAUCACUUGGUGAAUGUUUCGAUGCAAAUUCUACAACCGGUCGAUGGUCUCGAACUGCUGGAUAUUUCGCGGAACCAGUUAAAUGGCAUUGAAGAUAGCCAGGCAGUAAUGCUGCAAAAAAUCAAAGAAGUGCGAUUGGAAAAUAAUCCACUUAUUUGUGACCGAUGCCAUAUGGGUGCGCUCAUCCAAAUGGCUAAAAAUCUUCGAUGGAGUUUGCAUCCGAUUUGCUUUCUGCCCGAGUCUCUAAGAGGCAUUCAAAUAUCCGAUUUGACCAUUGGUUCGCUGGACGUGUGCACGGCAGCCGAAUCAUUACACGAUGAAACAUUCGAUGCGGCCAGCACAUCGCACAACUUUCUCACGCGCGGUAAUUUAAAUGUGCUAGCAUUUCUCGGUGGCGUGUUUUUUAUAUUAAUUUCCCUGGGUAUAUUUAUUACGGUUGUUUGCUUUGCUGGACGUAAACGACACAAUCGGCAGAAUUCCGUGUGCGCUACUGAUAAAAAACGCGAUAUUUCGAUUGAAAUGGAAACAAGCCUGGAUAUGCAAUCGGUUGCCGGCACGGAGAGCAGUUUUAAAUAUCCCAAAGAGCCACUUGUCGAAAUUGAGGAUCAAGUGUGUACGAUUGAAAAUCUGUUUAUACCACCACCACCACCGCCACCCUCGUCCAUCGUAAAAAUUACAACGAGAACUUGCCAUUAAAAUUUUUUUUCACUCGAAUACAUAAAAUCCAUAAUUGAAGAUGGUGCAAAUGUAGCAUCAUAAUAAAGCGCAAAACGCAGAAAAUGCGUGUGUAUCACGAAGCAAUAAUCCGCCACGAAGAAGAAAGUUUCGUGAGUAAAGAAAGUUCGUGUCAAACAAACACCCGAGCAAAGAAAUUGAGAUGAAAACGGAGGAAAACACACAUUUACACGGAGGAAAUUUUAUGAAAAACUUAAUAUUUAAGUAGACAACAAGUAAAAAAGCGAAAGAUGUGCAUAUAAAAAGGAAAACAAAGUUCUACACACUCUGUCAUAAAUAAUAAAAUUUUCAUUAGUAGACAAUAUUUAACGUUCUUAUAUAACGUGCGCCAAUUGUCACACUUUUAUUCUAUAAGAAGUUUUAUUAUUAAAUGUUCACGAAUUAUAACAGAUGAAAAUGAAAAUGUCUCUCACUCGCAUCGUCAUAAAAUAAAUUGUGUUUUGAUGGACGAUAUUGAGAGAAGCGCGAUGAACAAACCGAAAUCUCAGACAAGGCAAUUCUCUCUUUAUUGCAACAGCACCAGCAAUCAGUUUAAUUAAUCAACGCGGUGGAUAAAGCAGAAGUAUGACUUAUUACAACUACAGCCACAUUGUAGACAAUUUGAUAAGACUAAUGACACACAUUUACUCAAGUAAUUUUCGGUGGCUAUAUUCGACUGUUUUAAUAUGACAAGAGUGUGCAAAUAAUCGAGAGAAAAAAAUCAAAGUGAAUGUUGUAUACAAUUUUAAUGCUUGCCAUUUAUUUAGCAAAAAAAAACAGUAAUUCACAAAUAAAAUGAAAUCAUGACUCAAAAUUCACAUUCACCGUUAUUUAGAAAAUUGUAAGAUUGUAAAUAAUUGUACUACUUUCAUUAUAAGAAUUCAGCAUUGUGUAAAGAAAAUGUUAGGCAUUAAGUUAAUUAAAAAAUGAAACCAAAAUCACACCAAAAUAAAGUCAAUCGGAAUCAUUUUUCUUCGGAUACAUUA
Molecule: messenger RNA, 5850 nt
Organism: Sitodiplosis mosellana (orange wheat blossom midge)
Lineage: Eukaryota; Metazoa; Arthropoda; Insecta; Diptera; Cecidomyiidae
Product: insulin-like growth factor-binding protein complex acid labile subunit
Exons: 16
Coding region: 2978-4846 (622 amino acids)
Molecular function (GO): protein binding
Source: RefSeq, a predicted model, not a curated record